GAGGGAUCUCAUGUGGAAGGCGUUAAGCUGUUUAGCAUGCCGGCUGUAUACAGUCCAGGUCUCACAGGCAUACAGCAGGGCGGGGAGGACAACAGCACGGUAGACCUUAAGUUUGGUCCGUAGGCUAAGUCCUCUGCGCUCCCAGACAGAACGGCGGAGUCGGCCGAAUGUAGCACUUCCAUGCGCUAUCCUUAGCAUGACCUCCUCGUCGAUGUUGCCCACGCGUGACAAGGUGUUACUCAGGGAGACAAACCUUACAGCAGCUUUGAGGUCUUCACCAUUUACGACGAAGGGCUCAGUGUACAGGGCUCCAGGAGCAGGUUGAUGCAUCACCUCUGUUUUCUUUGUACUGAUGGUGAGUCCAAAGGCUGAGCAUGCUGUGAUGAAGUUGUUCAUGCUCAGUUGCAUUUCCAGCUCGUUGGAAGCAUUCAGGGCACAGUCGUCCGCAAAGAGGAAAUCGCGAACCUUGGUGGUCUGUACUUUCGUCUUUGCCUGGAGUCUUCGCAGUUUCAACAGCUUGCCAUCAGUGCGGUAGCGCAGGUCUAUCCCCGUGUCCCCAGACCGGAAAGCAUCCGUCAGCAUGGCUGAGAACAUCAUGCUGAACAGAGUGGGUGCCAGAACCCAGUCUUGUUUGACUCCACAUGGAAAGGCUCAGAUGAUGUGCCGUUGUCCUGGACUUGUGCCUGCAUUCCGUCAUGGAAUUCACAGACCAUGUUGAUGAAGAUGUUAGAGCAGCCAAACUUGGACAUGAUCUUCCAGAGGCCCUCUCAUCUGACAGUGUUGAAGGCCUUCGUCAGAUCUACAAAGCUGUCCACCGCUCGCCACCUUUCCCACCCGUCCCCCGUCCGCCGCUCGUCGGCCGUGGAUAUGAAGCGUCAGAAUGGGUUUCAUGGAAUUCUACCUGGAGAUUGACCCGGUCACCCUCAACCUCAUCAUCCUGGUGGCCAGCUAUGUCAUUUUACUGCUGGUCUUCCUUAUCUCCUGCAUCCUGUACGACUGCCGGGGCAAAGACCCCACCAAGGAGUACGCCCCCGACAACGCGCCGCCACCGCCCAGCCAAUCGCCCAUCCGCCUGGUGGUCAUGCAGAACUCGCCCGCCUCCGCUCGGUACGAGCCCAACCACGCGGCGCCCCACGCCGAGUUGCAGACGCCCGACCUGAGCCGUGACCGGGGCGAGCGCGAGAAGAGGAGCACGCUGGUGUGAGGACGGGAGAGGGGGAGGGGCGCGCCCCGACCCUUGAAUCGUUUUCAACGGCCAUGGAAGGUGCAAACAGGCUUUUGGCGCGACUGCUGAGAACAAGACUACAAGUCCCACAAUUCCUUGGAACUAUUUCGACCUGCAGCCAAUCAGUGCAGACCCACGCCCCUCCCAACGCACACUUUGGGACCAAUCGGCUGAAGCUCAAGGGGUCAUGUGACUCGUAGUCCGGAUGUGGCAUCUCAUGGACGUCUGUCUGCGCUGGUCUGAUAAGUGACCUGAUUGGUUGUUCGGACCAGAAAAUGACCAUAUAAGGAAAAGAGGCUACUUUAAUGUAAAAUACUAUGUACCUCCGUGCGGGAGCGGGCGUUAAUUAACGCGGAUAGCGUAGCAACAAUGUCACUAUUGCUUAUUUCAUCUUUACCUUUCUUGGUGGGAGGCUUCUCCGGUGUUACUGGCAGGCAAGGUAAAACUACUUCAUUCAUGAAAUGCAUUUUCAUGUUGUCCCCAUUGAUGAUAUAAUCAUGGCAGUUCUCAAAUAGCAGGUUUGAAGUUGUAGCGUUGUCCGCCAUUUUCUUCGCCACACCUUUCCUUUUCGUGCCAGAAGAUGUCGACAUAGUUCAAAGGAGCAGUCGUUAAGUCCAGCCAAAUGAAACACAAAAUGAACUAAAUAUUAUAGGGAAACUAUUAAGUCUCUUUUAAAUCAUAUACGAGCCAAUUUCACAGGAUUAUGUUCUUUUUUUAGAUGCUGCUCCCGCAAGUUUAGACCGUUCACGGCGCCAUCUUGGAUCCUCACCUAAAAUAUGCUGUAUGUUGACGUUCUUAAAAUGAGCUGUGAUCACAGGAAGUGACCAUAUUUGGAAAAGAGGCUACCUUAAUGUAAAAUAUGCUGUAUUUUGACGUUCUUAAAAUGACAUUUGAUCACAGGAAGUGACCAUAUUUGGAAAAGAGGCUACCUUAAUGUAAAAUAUGCUGUAUUUUGACGUUCUUAAAAUGACAUUUGAUCACAGGAAGUGACCAUAUUUGGAAAAGAGGCUACCUUAAUGUAAAAUAUGCUGUAUUUUGACGUUCUUAAAAUGACAUUUGAUCACAGGAAGUGACCAUAUUUGGAAAAGAGGCUACUUUAAUGUAAAAUAUGCUGUAUUUUGACGUUCUUAAAAAGACAUUUGAUCACAAGAAGUGACCAUAUUUGGAAAAGAGGCUACUUAAAUGUAAAAUAUGCUGUAUUUUUAACAUUCUUAAAAAGACAUUUGUUCACAAGAAGUGACCAUAUUUGGAAAAGAGGCUACUUAAAUGUAAAAUAUGCUGUAUUUUGACGUUCUUAAAAUGACAUUUGAUCACAGAAAUUGACCAUAUUUGAAAAAGAGGCUACUUAAAUGUAAAAUAUGCUGUAUUUUGACGUUCUUAAAAUGACAUUUGAUCACAGGAAGUGACCAUAUUUGGAAAAGAGACUACUUUAAUGUAAAAUAUGCUGUAUUUUGACGUUCUUAAAAUGACAUUUGAUCACAGAAAUUGACCAUAUUUGAAAAAGAGGCUACUUAAAUGUAAAAUAUGCUGUAUUUUGACGUUCUUAAAAUGACAUUUGAUCACAGGAAGUGACCAUAUUUGGAAAAGAGACUACUUUAAUGUAAAAUAUGCUGUAUUUUGACGUUCUUAAAAUGACAUUUGAUCACAGAAAUUGACCAUAUUUGAAAAAGAGGCUACUUAAAUGUAAAAUAUGCUGUAUUUUGACGUUCUUAAAAUGACAUUUGAUCACAGGAAGUGACCAUAUUUGGAAAAGAGGCUACUUUAAUGAAAAUAAGCUGUAUUUUGACGUUCUUAAAAUGACAUUUGAUCACAGGAAGUGACCAUAUUUGGAAAAGAGGCUACCUUAAUGUAAAAUAUGCUGUAUUUUGACGUUCUUAAAAUGACAUUUGAUCACAGGAAGUGACCAUAUUUGGAAAAGAGGCUACUUAAAUGUAAAAUAUGCUGUAUUUUAACGUUCUUAAAAAGACAUUUGUUCACAAGAAGUGACCAUAUUUGGAAAAGAGGCUACUUAAAUGUAAAAUAUGCUGUAUUUUGACGUUCUUAAAAUGACAUUUGAUCACAGAAAUUGACCAUAUUUGAAAAAGAGGCUACUUAAAUGUAAAAUAUGCUGUAUUUUGACGUUCUUAAAAUGACAUUUGAUCACAGGAAGUGACCAUAUUUGGAAAAGAGACUACUUUAAUGUAAAAUAUGCUGUAUUUUGACGUUCUUAAAAAGACAUUUGAUCACAGGAAGUGACCAUAUUUGGAAAAGAGGCUACUUAAAUGUAAAAUAUGCUGUAUUUUGACGUUCUUAAAAUGACAUUUGAUCACAGGAAGUGACCAUAUUUGGAAAAGAGGCUACCUUAAUGUAAAAUAUGCUGUAUUUUGACGUUCUUAAAAUGACAUUUGAUCACAGGAAGUGACCAUAUUUGGAAAAGAGGCUACUUAAAUGUAAAAUAUGCUGUAUUUUAACGUUCUUAAAAAGACAUUUGUUCACAAGAAGUGACCAUAUUUGGAAAAGAGGCUACUUAAAUGUAAAAUAUGCUGUAUUUUGACGUUCUUAAAAUGACAUUUGAUCACAGAAAUUGACCAUAUUUGAAAAAGAGGCUACUUAAAUGUAAAAUAUGCUGUAUUUUGACGUUCUUAAAAUGACAUUUGAUCACAGGAAGUGACCAUAUUUGGAAAAGAGACUACUUUAAUGUAAAAUAUGCUGUAUUUUGACGUUCUUAAAAUGACAUUUGAUCACAGAAAUUGACCAUAUUUGAAAAAGAGGCUACUUAAAUGUAAAAUAUGCUGUAUUUUGACGUUCUUAAAAUGACAUUUGAUCACAGGAAGUGACCAUAUUUGGAAAAGAGGCUACUUAAAUGUAAAAUAUGCUGUAUUUUGACGUUCUUAAAAAGACAUUUGAUCACAGAAAGUGACCAUAUUUGGAAAAGAGGCUGCCUAAAUGUAAAAUAUGCUGUAUUUUGACGUUCUUAAAAUGACAUUUGAUCACAGGAAGUGACCAUAUUUGGAAAAGAGACUACUUUAAUGUAAAAUAUGCUGUAUUUUGACGUUCUUAAAAUGACAUUUGAUCACAGAAAUUGACCAUAUUUGAAAAAGAGGCUACUUAAAUGUAAAAUAUGCUGUAUUUUGACGUUCUUAAAAUGACAUUUGAUCACAGGAAGUGACCAUAUUUGGAAAAGAGACUACUUUAAUGUAAAAUAUGCUGUAUUUUGACGUUCUUAAAAUGACAUUUGAUCACAGAAAUUGACCAUAUUUGAAAAAGAGGCUACUUAAAUGUAAAAUAUGCUGUAUUUUGACGUUCUUAAAAUGACAUUUGAUCACAGGAAGUGACCAUAUUUGGAAAAGAGGCUACUUAAAUGUAAAAUAUGCUGUAUUUUGACGUUCUUAAAAAGACAUUUGAUCACAGAAAGUGACCAUAUUUGGAAAAGAGGCUGCCUAAAUGUAAAAUAUGCUGUAUUUUGACGUUCUUAAUAAGACAUUUGAUCACAUUAUUAAAGUUUAACAGUGGAUGUUUUAUGAUAAGCACUAUUAGGAGUUUGUUGUUAGCCAUCUUAGCCAGGAAAGCUAAUAUUAGCCAUUAACUGCUAAGUGUUACAAAUAAUAUGGUCACACCAAGCUAAUGUUUAGCCAAAAAAAGUUGAAAACAAUAAUUGUAAAUGUUUUUUUCUCGGCAGAUGCAAACGCUAACAAGGACCAGUUAGAGUUUUGACAUUUUUCAUCGCGUCACUGCAUGAAGAAAUGUAACUCUUGAGGACAAAAUGUCUGCCAUGAGCGGUGUAAUCUGUCUUCUUCACCAAAAAAAAAAAAAGCGUGUCCUUUUUGCUCAUUGGAGGCCUCGGAGGAACAAAUCCUCUUACGUAAAAGCGCCCGGCACUCCUCUUCCAUAAAAGGAAUUGCACAAUUAUCCUCCUGCUCCCAUAUUCCAUGUUUGUGGAUUACAUGCAGAGUAUUAGCGGCGUGUUUUAUGUGUUUGUGCUGCUUUUUUGUCCGCUGGGGGGGCGUUACAUAAGUCUAGUCAUCUGGCGGCGGUACGAGGCUGAGGGGGCGGGGGCUCGCCGCCGCACGCAAACCUCAGCGGAGGUGAAAGUUGACUGGCGUUCCCGUCUGACCGUGACGUCAAACGUAAUCUUGGUCAAAACAACAUCUGUGGGUUUUGGCACUUAAAAAGUUUCUGAAAAUGAAUUAAACGCCCUGAUGAUCACAACAUGCUGUCCAAUAUCGUUUAUUCAUUUAUUUGACACUCUGCUCUCAUGAAACGUCUCU
This is a messenger RNA of Entelurus aequoreus (snake pipefish), 5472 nucleotides long. It is a transcript of the gene smim36, whose product is annotated as small integral membrane protein 36. The record is from RefSeq and is a predicted model, not a curated record. NCBI's taxonomy places the organism in Eukaryota, Metazoa, Chordata, Actinopteri, Syngnathiformes, Syngnathidae. The transcript has 3 exons. The coding region runs from base 881 to 1204 and encodes 107 amino acids.